AUGCCUCCCAGAAUACAGACACUGCAGGGCCUAAAUGGCUUGAGCCUGUGCCUACGGCCAGCAACGAAACAGACUCCCAACUUCCUCCCCGCCAUCCAAACAGCGAAUCUGUCAAUGCGAGAGAAGAAGAAAAAGCAAAAGAAGGAUCCAUAUGCGUGGGCACAGGCACAGCAGCGCAAGAAUGCCAAUAUACAGCGAAAGGGCGAGAUUGCUAAAGAGAAGGAGGGAGAAUGGGGCAACCCCGUUGUUGGCAAGGUGACUCCAUUCAUUGAGUCUCUCGACUCUGCAGGCCAGGCUCCCACCAGCAACGUUCGCAGGGAUGCAGAUGGGAACCCCCUUGAGGAAGUCCGUGAGCUUCCUCAGGCAAUUGGUCUACGAAACCACUAUCUUACCGAGGAGGAACUCGAGGACGUCGCAAAGCACGCUUUCAACCUGACAAAGCCCUCGAUGGGUGUUGUGGAGUCACAGAUGGAGGACACUUCUUCGGAGGAACUGAACGAGGCCCAUCUCGAAAAGCACGCCCGGGCAACUGAAGCCUUGAGGAGGAUCACCUCCAUGGAGAACGCCAGUGGCAAGGACCGACAUCACGCCAAUGUUCGACGCAUUGUCUCGGAAUUCGGAAGGCACAACACCGAUAAAUUCCUGCAGCCCAAGGCCCCGUCCAUCAACCCUGAUACCGAGCAACGUCCUGAUCGUGCCGGACCUGAUACUGGCAGCUCUGAAGUCCAGAUUGCUAUCCUGACGGCUAAAAUCCGUGCACUCUCUCAGGCACUGGAAACAAACCGAGGAUACAAGGACAAGCACAACCAGAGGAACCUAAGACUUCUCGUCCACCGCCGGCAAAAACUUCUGAAGUACAUGGAGAGAAAAGAGAGGGGCAGCGAGAGGUGGACGCAUAUGUUGGAGAAGCUUGGAUUGACUCCAGCAUCAUGGAAAGGCGAAAUCACUGUGUAG
Messenger RNA from Clonostachys rhizophaga, 954 nucleotides. The record is from the annotation of a GenBank genome assembly. NCBI's taxonomy places the organism in Eukaryota, Fungi, Ascomycota, Sordariomycetes, Hypocreales, Bionectriaceae.